Molecule: messenger RNA, 750 nt
Organism: Henningerozyma blattae CBS 6284
Lineage: Eukaryota; Fungi; Ascomycota; Saccharomycetes; Saccharomycetales; Saccharomycetaceae
Gene: NYV1
Product: Nyv1p
Exons: 1
Coding region: 1-750 (249 amino acids)
Biological process (GO): vesicle-mediated transport
Cellular component (GO): membrane
Source: RefSeq, a predicted model, not a curated record
AUGAAAAGGUUUAAUGUGUCGUAUGUGGAAGUUACGAAGAAUAAUGAGACCUUAGCUGCUUAUUUCCAUCAAUUUGGUAAAGAUGACUUAUUGAAUCCACAAUCGUACAGCUCGAUUAGUUCAAAUAUCGUUAGCUCUAAAGUAUUCCACAAAUUAAUUAUGGAAUUUGUACUGACCAAAGUGGUUCCUACACAGGGGAAUAAAGUCACCAAAGUUAGUUUGGACAUGAUAGAUGGGUUUGAUUGUUAUUACACUACGUCUAAUAAAGGACUCGUUUACAUUUGUUUUACAAGAUUAGACGUACCCAAGAUACUGCCAAUACGGCUACUGUGUGAUCUAAAAAAUGGUGAUGAGUAUGAUGCUGCACUAGACAACACAACAGAUUCUAAACUAAACGAUAAUAUAGAGUCUAUUUUGAAUGAAUUCCAUAGUGAAUUAUUAUCCAUUAGAGAUGAAAAUAACCAAAACAACACAUCAUCACAUCAAACUGCAAAGAAUGCGGAGGAAGAUUUACAACAAAUCAUUACGAUAAUGAACGAUAAUAUAGAUAAGUUUUUACAAAGACAAGAACGAAUAUCAUUAUUAGUUGACAAGACAUCUAAAUUAAAUAAUAGUUCGAAUGUUUUUAAACAAAGAGCCAACAAAGUUAAAAGACAAAUGUGGUACAAUAAAUUCAAAAGUUGGGCUUCCCUAUUGCUAAUAGUUACAAUUCUAGUCUUUGUCAUUGGUAUAUUUUUGUAUAAGUCUUGA